GUGUUAGUCAAUGAACGAUUUAGCUCAUAGCUCAUUACGAUCUGCCCUUUGUUUGUUCAUGUUGUGGUUUGUGUUGUCCGACUCCGAUCAGAUUAGGGGCUUUAGGGCACGGAUAUCAAAUUGUUCUGACCCAUCGAGCGAUCGAUCAGUUGUAGCGCUUGUUUAAUUGAUUUUGUUCGGUUAUUUCUUCGAGGAUUCUAGGUUUUGGCCAUGGCAACCGUACCAGGGGUAGACGCACGGGCAGGUCCAUCCCUCCCUCCAGCCAAGAGGUCAUAUCCCGAGGAGGAAGAGUGUGUUGACCGUGAGAUUGUCAAGAAGAAUCGCAUCGAGGAGAAUAUGCCGAAGGUGGAGGAAGAUUCAUCGGAGGAGGAUGAUAUGAAAGUUAUAGAGUACGAGGACUCGGAUGAUGAUGAGUUAUUGGAUGAGAAUGACCUCCAGGAAUACUACCGAGCAGUUGCCGAGAGUGAGGGCUAUGAUUGUGGAGAUUUGAGUAAGUAUAAGUUCCAGUACUGGAUGCUAGCCCCAAUGCCCAAGGCUAAGCAUGAAGACAUUAAAGGAUUUGUCGUGGCAGCUCUUAAUGGGUACAACAUGGACAAGGGAACGCAGCUAGUGUUCGAGAGCAUCGAGAAAGCUACCAUAGCAAUGUCAGGUGUAGCGACAUACUAUAUCACCUUCGUGGUUAAGGACCCGGAGGAUGGUGAUCACCCCAAAACCUUUCAGUGCUGCAUCCAUGAAAUGCUUCAGGGUUUCGAGGCUGAGCAGAUUAGGCCGAAACCUCCUGCUGCCUAGUCGUGCGUCUUUUUGGCUAAGGGAGUCCUCGUUGCUCCUCUUUUUGGCACUUACAAGUGGAGACGACGGGCUCGAUGUUAAUUUGAUGAAGUUAGAAGAAAGACAACCUGAAUAGUCGAUAGAUGGACAAUAGCAGAAUGUUAUGUCGUUAACUUUUUGAUGAAUAAAUUAAUUUUGUCUUUAGCCACUUGUUCCUUUUAGUCGAAUGGACCUUACAGUUAAUUA
Molecule: messenger RNA, 1014 nt
Organism: Punica granatum (pomegranate)
Lineage: Eukaryota; Viridiplantae; Streptophyta; Magnoliopsida; Myrtales; Lythraceae
Source: RefSeq, a predicted model, not a curated record